UCGCGUUACUCUCCGGAGAUCGUCAGAUACUGCCGCAUUUUGCGGUCCAAAUUACCGAAAAGAUGUACGAUCUCGGUGUGGCCCUUUUGUUGCUCCGUCGUGUUCGCGUUAAUAGUUCAAAUGUAGGCCUGACCCAGUGGUGCCAUCGAUGCUUCGCAACAGCGCGAACAUCCGAAGCAGCGGACACGGUCAGCAAUUCUCAGCAGCAUACGGAACCGCCGGCGGACCAGCAAUCGGUUGUGACCGGCGGAAACAAAGAGAAGCUCAUCAAGGUGGCAAUAAUCGGUAUGCCAAACGCGGGCAAAAGCACACUCAUCAAUCGGCUCAUCGAUCAGCGGGUUUGUCCGGUUUCGACGAAGGUGCACACGACGCGCAAGACAUUGAAAGCGAUUCACAGCCGGUCGAACUCGCAGGCCAUCCUCUUCGACACGCCGGGGCUGGUGGGCGCUCGUGAGAUGAAGAAACAUCAACUCGAUUCCCAGUUCGUGUCCGCCUGUCGGCACGCGAUUCAACACUCCAGCCUGGUCGGGGUCGUGCACGAUGUGUCGAACUCGUGGACACGCCACACCCUGAAUCCGGUGCUACUUCGCCUGCUCGAAGAGUACUCGCAGGUGCCGAGCUUUUUGAUAUUGAACAAAAUCGACACCCUCAAAUCGAAGCGCAUUCUGUUGGACAUCGUCAAGAGUCUGACCUGCAACCGGCUGGAAAGCAUCCGCAACUAUGGACCGGUGAGGAAGCGCAAGAAGCUGCCAGUAGCACCGCUGCAGGAGCAGGCAAGCAGCACGGAACCGGGCAGUGCGACCGGCGAAAAGUUUGAACCACAACCGGAAGGGUGGCCACACUUUACGGAAAUAUUCAUGGUGUCCGCUGUGACGGGCGAUGGGUUGCGGGACGUGAUGUCGUUCGUGCACGCCAACGCCACGCAGCAACCGUGGGAACAUCUGCCGAACGAGCACACGGACCAGUCACCGGAGCAGCUGAUCGUGGCGAGUGUCCGCGCACGCUUGCUCGACUUUAUGCCCCAGGAGAUACCGUACCUGCUGCAGACGGAGCUCGAGUUUUACGAGGUGAUCGGAGGCCGGAUUCUGACCAGUGCGGUCGUGACGUGUCCGAGCGAACGGAUCGAGCGGUUGGUUUGCGGCGAGUCGAACGGGAAGCUGCGCCAAAUCACCGAACAGGUCACGUCGGAUCUGAUCGAAACGUUCGGCAUGCCGGUGCUGCUGACGCUAACGACGCGUGUCCGCAGCAAAGAUGUCAAGUCCUAAAAACAAAAACAGACGGUGCGCUUAUUAGUGUCCUGGUGGAGCGUUUGUGGUUAAUUAAAUUGAGAGAAAUAAAGCAAAGGUAAUGGAAACGC
Messenger RNA from Anopheles cruzii, 1357 nucleotides. Its product is annotated as GTPase Era, mitochondrial. The record is from RefSeq and is a predicted model, not a curated record. The transcript has 2 exons. Lineage: Eukaryota; Metazoa; Arthropoda; Insecta; Diptera; Culicidae. The coding region runs from base 63 to 1265 and encodes 400 amino acids. Gene Ontology annotation, biological process: ribosomal small subunit assembly. Gene Ontology annotation, cellular component: mitochondrial matrix. Gene Ontology annotation, molecular function: rRNA binding; GTP binding; ribosomal small subunit binding.